AUGGAGAGCUCAGAGGCCGUGACGCAGGAACCCAGGCCGAAGUCAGCUUUGUGGGGGGGCACACCGCAAUACAACUAUGUCCGCUUUGAGAAAUGCACUCGUUACGGGAUCCCUCUGGAGGCAGGACGCGAGGCCGGGGGGACAGGGGACGACCUGCACUACCUGGAGAACUCCCUCAGCUACCCACAGCUUUACGGCCAAUACACAGACCAGAUAACCGACUUUGCAGAGAAGGAAGCAGCAAAACUACUGAAUAAGAAGCAGGCCCAAAAGAACAAUGAAAGACCCCUGAAACGUGAGAGUCAAGUAGAGAUCAAAGAAGAGCACUAUUCCAAAUGUCAAGACUGUGCUAGACGCCUCCAGAAGUAUGUUACCAAGAAGCUUGGAGAGGACUGGAUUUUCUUGGUUCUGUUGGGUCUGGUCAUGGCGUUGGUGAGCUGGGGAAUGGAUUAUGCCAGUGCGAAGAGCCUCCAGGCCUACAAGUGGAUGUACAGAGAGCUGCACCCGAACAUUGCUAUGCAGUAUCUGGCGUGGGUCACGUACCCACUUGUUCUUAUUCUGUUUGCGGCCAUUUUCUGCCACCUCGUCUCUCCACAGGCUGUUGGGUCUGGGAUCCCAGAGCUCAAGACCAUUAUGAGAGGAGUGGUCCUCAAGGAGUAUCUCACUCUCAAAGCUUUUGUGGCCAAAGUUGUGGGCCUCACAGCUGGGCUUGGAAGUGGCAUGCCUGUGGGGAAAGAGGGUCCUUUUGUGCAUAUUGCCAGUAUCUGUGCUGCGGUCCUCAGCAAGUUCAUGUCAAUCUUCUGUGGUGUGUAUGAGCAGCCAUAUUAUUACACGGAUGUCCUGACUGUGGGUUGCGCUGUGGGGGUCGGCUGCUGCUUUGGGACACCACUUGGAGGGGUCCUUUUCAGCAUCGAGGUCACUUCCACCUACUUUGCGGUGCGCAAUUAUUGGAGAGGAUUCUUUGCAGCUACCUUUAGUGCCUUCAUUUUCCGAGUCCUUGCUGUUUGGAACAAGGAUGCGGUUACCAUCACAGCCCUGUUCAGAACGAACUUUCGCAUGGAUUUCCCCUUUGAUCUGCAAGAGCUGCCAGCGUUUGCUGUAAUAGGGAUAUGUUCCGGAUUCCUUGGAGCGUUUUUCGUUUAUCUCAAUCGCCAAGUGGUCCUGUGCAUCCGGCGUCAUACGGCUCUGAGCCAGUUUCUCACCAAAUACCGCCUCGUAUACCCUGGGGUUAUAACCUUCCUUAUAGCAACUGUGACCUUUCCUCCUGGAUUUGGGCAGUUCAUGGCAGGAGAGUUGAUGCCACGGGAAGCCAUCAGCUCUCUCUUUGAUAACUAUACCUGGGCAAAAUACACAGGGGACCCUCAGAUCCUAGGGAAAUCUGCUGCCUGGAUCCAUCCCAAAGUCAGUGUCUUCAUCAUCAUCCUGCUCUUCUUCCUCAUGAAGUUCUGGAUGUCCGUCAUUGCUACCACGAUGCCAAUCCCCUGUGGAGGCUUCAUGCCUGUUUUUGUUCUAGGUGCUGCGUUUGGGCGUCUGAUUGGAGAAAUCAUGGCAUCGCUUUUUCCCAACGGGAUCCUCUUUGAUGGUAUUCUUUAUCAAAUCUUACCUGGAGGAUACGCUGUCAUUGUCGUCUUCUCUCCCUAUUCCUUUUCCACCCUACCUGGGGAAGGUGCAGCAGCUCUGACAGGAGCGGUGAGCCACACUGUCUCCACUGCUGUGAUCUGCUUCGAGCUGACGGGUCAGAUCUCUCACAUUCUCCCCAUGAUGGUGGCUGUCAUUCUCGCCAACAUGGUGGCCCAGAGUCUGCAGCCCAGCCUCUAUGACAGCAUCAUCCAGGUGAAGAAGUUGCCCUACCUGCCAGACCUGGGCUGGAAUCACAUAAGCAAAUACAAUAUCUUUGUUGAGGAUAUUAUGGUCCAAGAUGUGAAAUUCGUUUCCUCCAACUGUAAAUACCGAGACUUGCAAACCCUACUGCAAAGCACCACUGUUAAGACUUUGCCUUUGGUGGACUCACCAGAGACCAUGAUCCUCCUGGGGUCCGUAGAGCGAUCUGAACUGCAGGCUCUCCUCCAGAGACACAUCAGCCCAGAGCGGAGACGGCUCCUCAACAGAGAAAAGCAGCAGAAGCUGUCUGAAGCACCCUACGAUGGGCACAGCAAGGGACCGUGGGCAACCCUGCCAAAGCUGAAGCAUGAAUCUUUUCCUUACGUUGAUGAGGAUGAGGACACAGAUGAGAAGGGAGAGCUGCCUUGGCCCCCGAGUCCCACUCCCAGUUACCUAGAGGAGCCCAACGGCCCAACAAGCCCUCUGAAACAAAUGCCUGAAAGUCUGGAGGCACAGCAACUGCCAGGUGCUGAUUUCCCAGAGACUGGGAGAAGGAGCUUUGGCCGCUGUUGCUGUGUUAAAGGCACUUUCAGGAGUUUGAGGCAACUGAUCCAGCAGCUCUUGUGCCAUUACAACCGUCCACUUGAAACGGAGAGCACCGUCCAGGAGCCGGUGGAAGUUGACACAAUGAGGCCAGAAGAGAUAGAUGCUUGGGAACAGGAGGAGCUGAACAAGGACGUCUGCUUUGACAGCUGCCGCAUAGACCCUUCCCCUUUCCAACUGGAAUCCCUACACAAGACACACACGUUGUUCUCAUUACUGGGCCUCAGCCAUGCCUACGUAACCAGCAUGGGGAAGCUGAGGGGAGUGCUGGCUUUGGAAGAGCUCCAGAAGGCAAUAGAGGGCUCCACACGCUCUGGAGUCCGCCUCCGCCCACCCCUUGCCAGCUUCCGCGAUACCAACCGGACUUCCAUCAGCAGUGAGAAGGUCAGUGAGGCCACUCAGGUGUGGAGCCGCCAGGCCAACUGUAUGGUGGCAGCAGAGCAAGCAGCAGACUUGGGCACAGAGAGCCCAGUGCCUCCCUGCUUGCACUCCCCCCAGCCCUCACCCUUGCACGAAGAGGGGGAAGCCCUGUGCUCCACUUAUGCCACUGAUACUGAGUUGGAAGAGAUGGAGCUGACAGGGCCAGUUGCUGAAAACAUCUCAGAUAUCCUCAGGGACAUAAGCCUACACGCCACUGACCUGGAUGAGGAUGAAGAUGAGGAUGUCCCCUUAUAG
Tauraco erythrolophus (red-crested turaco) is the source of this 3099-nucleotide messenger RNA. NCBI's taxonomy places the organism in Eukaryota, Metazoa, Chordata, Aves, Musophagiformes, Musophagidae. The record is from RefSeq and is a predicted model, not a curated record.